CUUUGUUCUAUUUUGAAAGGAACAUCCGGCCUGGUCGUGGCUAAUAGCAUGUAGCGGCCGUGGGUGUUGACAUGUCAGUGUCACUUGGUCAGCUGAUUGCGGGUCGUAAAGCCUCUUGACUAGCCAGUUUAGUUAGCCUAGCCUAGCUGGAUGUUUGUUUUUGUUAACGUUACCACACAGUAAGCUCUUAACCUAGCCCAAAAGUUUUACAGAUUCUAGAUCGUUUGAAGCAUUUCGAGGUAUUCUGCAGUCGCCGGCCGCUUGUUCUGCGGUGCUGAAGUUAGCCGUCAGGGAGGCGGUAAUUAUCGUGGCUGGGAGGGAAGGGUGAAGUUGCUCUCCGCGUCUCUGCAUUGCAGCCCGGCGCUGCUGAUGGAAUUCAAACACACAACAAUGGCGACUCCCAGUCCUAACAACUCAACAACACCUAGCAGCCACAACAGCAGCAACAGCGCAGGACCCGCGGCGCACCACCAUCACCAGUCCCAGUCUCAGCACAUUACCACGAUGAGCAGCAUGCAGGAGUCCAACACCUGCUGGAGAUGUCAGAGUGAAACAGGAGGAGGUUAUUUUAAAAUCCUUGAAGCAAGGGACGUCACAUUAAAUCUUGAAAGUCUACUAACAAAGCAGUUUCUUGAGGAAGACGUAACAAGCUGGCAAAUUGAAGGUAAACGCAAAGCCCUGAAGCUGAACUUUGCCAACCCUCCAAUCAAACCCACAACUAGGUUCACACUGAACACGGCGGGGCCGCCCUUUCAAAAUCCGCACAUAGAGAGGCUGAGAACACACAGUAUCGAGUCGUCAGGAAAGUUGAAGAUUUCCCCGGAGCAGCACUGGGACUUCACAGCCGAGGAUCUCAAAGAUUUGGGCGAGAUUGGCCGAGGGGCUUACGGCUCCGUCAACAAGAUGGUGCACAAGCCGAGUAACCAGAUCAUGGCGGUCAAGAGAAUUCGGUCAACGGUCGAUGAAAAGGAACAAAAGCAGCUGCUGAUGGACUUGGACGUCGUCAUGAGGAGUAGUGACUGUCCUUACAUCGUGCAGUUUUACGGUGCUUUGUUCAGAGAGGGUGACUGUUGGAUUUGUAUGGAACUUAUGGCUACCUCGUUAGACAAAUUUUACAAAUUUGUAUAUUGCUCAUUAGACGACGUGAUUCCAGAAGAAAUAUUAGGAAAAAUAACAUUAGCUACUGUGAAAGCACUUAACCACUUAAAAGAAAACUUGAAAAUAAUACACAGAGACAUUAAGCCGUCAAACAUCCUCCUGGACAGGAACGGAAACAUAAAGUUGUGUGACUUCGGCAUCAGCGGUCAACUGGUGGAUUCCAUCGCCAAAACCAGAGAUGCAGGGUGCAGACCGUACAUGGCACCAGAGAGAAUAGACCCCAGCGCAUCCAGGCAAGGCUACGAUGUCCGCUCAGAUGUUUGGAGUUUGGGAAUCACACUGUACGAGCUGGCCACAGGACGGUUCCCCUACCCGAAGUGGAACAGUGUGUUUGACCAGUUGACCCAGGUGGUGAGAGGAGACCCUCCGCAGCUCAGCAACUCGGAGGAGAGGCGCUUCUCCCCCAAAUUCAUCGCCUUCGUCAACGUGUGCCUUACAAAGGAUGAGUCCAAAAGGCCAAAGUACAAGGAGCUGCUGAAAGACCCGUUCAUUCAGAUGUACGAGGAGCGUUCGGUCGACGUAGCCGGUUACGUCUGCAGGAUCCUGGAUCAGAUGCCAGCAUCUCCCAGCUCCCCAAUGUAUAUGGACUGAAAGCAGAACAGAAAACAAAAAAAAUACAAUCAAUAAAUAUACACCAGUCUGCAACAAUAAAGACACUGGGGGGGAAAAAAAAGAAAAGACAACAAAGUAAACAAAACAAUCCUCAUGUAAAUUUGCUUGGUCCCCUUAUUGCAGUGUUAAAAGAGAAUUGUAAAGCCUAAAAAAAAAGAAAACAAAAAAACACCAUUUGCAAUAAAAGUGGUGUUCAUUUCAGUCAUGUCUGUAUAAUAUAUAAACGUUAACACACUUCUGUUUCUCUCUUGUUCACAAACACACUGACGCACACGUCACGUUAGUAAUAACAGCAGCUGAAUCAAAUCAAUCAUGGUCUUGACUCGUCUCGUUGAGGACGCAUCUCAGUGAUUAGUAGUGAUUUAAAAAAAAUGAAAAUUAAAAAAAAAAAAAAAAAAAAAAAAAG
Xiphias gladius (swordfish) is the source of this 2176-nucleotide messenger RNA. RefSeq names its product mitogen-activated protein kinase kinase 4a (gene map2k4a). Gene Ontology annotation, molecular function: JUN kinase kinase activity; ATP binding. Gene Ontology annotation, biological process: MAPK cascade; protein phosphorylation. The coding region runs from base 370 to 1749 and encodes 459 amino acids. The record is from RefSeq and is a predicted model, not a curated record. The transcript is spliced from 13 exons. NCBI's taxonomy places the organism in Eukaryota, Metazoa, Chordata, Actinopteri, Istiophoriformes, Xiphiidae.